AAAAGAAGGGAGGGAAAGGAAAAUAAAUAAAUAAAUAAAUAAAUAGAAAAUCGAAGCCCACCGCGAGGCUGUGGACAGUCGCGAUCCGGCGCGGGCGGCUCCGGCUGAAGAUGCAUCUGGUUCGGAGCUGCAUCCUCCUCCUCCAGGGGAGCAUCUCCCUGCUGGUGAUCUGUUCCGGCCAAGGAGAACCAGGGAAAGGCAUAGAGCAACGUGAACCCAAGAGCCAGGAGAGAGAUCAAGUGCAGAAGAUGAGAGGGCUGCUCUCUCCAAAGUCCCUCUUAACUCCAACCUUACUGCAGAACACGACCCUCCUGGACCUGGUGAGCAGCUCGCGGGAGUUAUGGGAUAUCCUGGACACGCUGUCCGAGCGGGACCACGCUCCACACCCCAGAGGACAAAGGGACUUGGGGCCGGCCUCGGGCAAGCUUAAAAAGAUUUUUGGCUGGGGAGAUUUCUAUUCCAAUAUCAAGACAGUGAAGUUGAACCUCUUGAUCACCGGAAAGGUGGUUGAUCAUGGGAAUGGCACAGUCAACGUCUUCUUCCGACACAACUCUACCGGACAAGGAAACAUCUCAGUCAGCCUCGUCCCCCCAACCAAGACAGUGGAGUUUGACCUGGAGCAACAGAUCUUCAUUGAGGCCAAAGAAUCCAAAAUCUUCAACUGCCGCGUGGAGUACGAGAAAGUCGAUCGUGCCAAGAAGACCACGCUCUGCACUUAUGACCCAUCUAAGACCUGCUACCACGAGCACACCCAAAGUCACGUCUCCUGGGUCUGCUCGAAGCCCUUCAAAGUCAUCUGCAUCUACAUCACCUUCUACAGCAUAGACUACAGGCUGGUGCAGAAGGUGUGUCCUGACUACAACUACCACAGUGACGUUCCCUACUACCCCUCGGGAUGAGGCGCUCUGCCCAGCUCAGGAUGCCCCGGUGACAAGUGGGUGCUGGGGGGCGGGGGGAGGGACGGGGACGGUUCUGUAAGCAGGGGCGGGAGCGCGGCGGUCCCUAGAAACCAGAAGCGAGGAAGGAAGAGGAGGAUUUUUCUGUUUUCCCAAAAAGCUCCAAUGUCAAGAGAAGGAAUUGUAGGCUCUGGGGUACCGGCAUUGCUGAAUCCAGCCUGGAUCCAUGGUCUUUAGAGACUGGUGCGUGAAGGCAGGGUCUGAAUCGAGGAUACAGAAAACGGGACACAAAAACACGAUCGGGACUUGUUUUUUCUCAGUGCAAUAAUGGAUUUGCCUGGAGCUUCGCCACAUGGUCCUAAAAGGUUGGUGGCCA
Messenger RNA from Cuculus canorus (common cuckoo), 1272 nucleotides. It is a transcript of the gene NXPH3, whose product is annotated as neurexophilin 3. Lineage: Eukaryota; Metazoa; Chordata; Aves; Cuculiformes; Cuculidae. The record is from RefSeq and is a predicted model, not a curated record. The transcript has 2 exons. Bases 111 to 899 code for a protein of 262 amino acids. Gene Ontology annotation, molecular function: signaling receptor binding.